AUGUAUUUUGUCAUUGUAUCCACGGCUCUUGCAUUGUUUUUAUUUCAACCAGCUUAUUGUCACAACUUUUCAAGUGUAGAACAACAAUUUCAGCACCAUAUCAAUUUUUUGAAGGAAGUAUUACCUCGACGCAAAACUCUCGAAUUAAAUCAUGCCAACUCAUUGGUCAGUAUUCUGCAUGAAGGUGUUCCAGUGAACUUUGAUGGAGCUCGUUUGGAUAUUGGACUACCCCCACUUGCUGAUACCAAUAAUCCGAUGUUAAACCAGUCAAAAACCAUUAAUCAAAAUAUAUUAACGUCAUCUAUGCCUUUUGAAACAGGAUCGUUAAUUCAUAAAAUUAUGACCUAUUCGCAUCCGCUUGUCAGUAAGACUCAACAUUCGAGGGUAGCAAGUGGAGCAGAGUCUAUCAAGGUUUCAACUGCUGUAUCUUCCGAAUUAAUUUACCUUUCGUCACCACCGAGCACACCCACUUUGGAAUUUGAUACCCUAUCAGAAAUACGGCGUUUGGAACUGUUGUUGGCAGAUUUAAGGGAGCAGAUGAAUCGCCAAGAGGUAAGUUUUCGAAAGAAAAUGGCAAGGGGUAGCGAAGGUCCUACAGUUGUAACCUCUUUGGAGAUGCUCCCACAAUCUGUUCAUAAAUCAAUAUCAGGGAUGUCUGUUGCAUCAAUUAUCGAAAAUGAGUACAUAAGUGACAGUGGUAUUUCCAAAUCAAAAAUUAAUGGCAGGCAAAUUAUGACGAGGAAAAACCUCCCGAAUUCAGUUAUGGUGAUGCCGCAAUUUCAGCAUCAUACAAGACUGAAAAUACAACUGGAUUUGCCUUAUCACAAACCAAAAAUUGUGUGGGCAGAACACCCGACUUCAACUGCCACAAGUGUUAUUGAAACAGACUCUGUUGAAAUGUUGGGAGUGCUAAGAGAAGGAGAGUAUACAAUUCUUUUCGAUAAAUAUCACCAAAUUGGCUAUUUCGAUGCAAAUGCUAUUCAGUUUACAGAAGUUACAAAUGUACCUAGUGUCCCAUCAAUCACGCAGUAUGAAGAGUAUUUCCCCAAACUGACUCUGGAAUAUUACGAUGGAAAGUACUCCUUAGGUGACGUAUCCAGUGAUAAUGAAUCUGAGCAGUUGUUCGAUGUAGAGUACCCAAGGAGCGACCAAAGGUUAAGAAGUCCACUUUAUGAUCAAGAUUUGAUUCAUUCACCACCCAAGAAGGUGGACACCGCUGCUGAUGUAUCGCAACUGGGUCUUUCAGCCGGAAAGGGAGUUUCCUCAUCAAGAGAUCGCAGAGCGAGAAUGCAUACCACAAAGAGUUUCAACUUUGAUGUUUUUGACUUUGAGUCCAAACUUAACUCAGCAAGUGCUGUACACGGAUCUUUGAAUUUUAUUCGUUAUAUACUAUUGUUGAUUUUGCAUUAA
Messenger RNA from Lodderomyces orthopsilosis Co 90-125, 1410 nucleotides. RefSeq names its product Pga27p (gene PGA27). The record is from RefSeq and is a predicted model, not a curated record. The coding region runs from base 1 to 1410 and encodes 469 amino acids. Lineage: Eukaryota; Fungi; Ascomycota; Pichiomycetes; Serinales; Debaryomycetaceae. The transcript has a single exon.